AUGAUGAUAGCAAUAGUGAGUGGAAUUGAGGCUAUAGAGCAGAGACUCUUGUUCAAAGGAAAGGAAAGAGAAGACAAAGAAUACUUACACAUGAUUGGUGUUGGAGAUGGAGACAAAGUCUUUUUAUUACAAGAUCCUUCUUUUAAGGAACAAAAACUUCUUCAUCUCCCAAUAACUGUCUGA
Molecule: messenger RNA, 183 nt
Organism: Arabis nemorensis
Lineage: Eukaryota; Viridiplantae; Streptophyta; Magnoliopsida; Brassicales; Brassicaceae
Source: the annotation of a GenBank genome assembly